Gaeumannomyces tritici R3-111a-1 is the source of this 417-nucleotide messenger RNA. RefSeq lists its product as hypothetical. The transcript has 2 exons. Lineage: Eukaryota; Fungi; Ascomycota; Sordariomycetes; Magnaporthales; Magnaporthaceae. The record is from RefSeq and is a predicted model, not a curated record. The coding region runs from base 1 to 417 and encodes 138 amino acids.
AUGUCGCGCCUAAGUCAGCAGGAAAAAGAUGAAUGGAUAGCCAAUCCGCAUGGCUAUACCGAGGGUGAAUGGAGAUACGUCAUUCUCUCACCGGGGCAUACGGUGUUUUUCCCCUCUGGCACGAUCCACUUCGUCUUCAGGGUACAAGGAGUACAGACAUUUGCCCUCGGCGGCCACGUCCUUCAAUGGUCUGGCAUUGAGCGGUGGCUUAAAGUGGUCAUCGCUCAACUGAAAAACCCGGAGAUUACUAACGAGGACAUGGCAUCGAGUGCGCCAAAGUACGUUCAAGUCGUCAAGCGACUUGUUGCAAACAGGAUGAAAGCUGGCCGGGUGGAAGAGAUGGGCGGUCGAGAUGCAGUCGCCAGACUGUCCACCUUACUAAAGGAUUUCGACAGCGUUGCUGGGGCUCGCGUAUAA